Messenger RNA from Fopius arisanus, 925 nucleotides. RefSeq names its product synaptobrevin homolog 2. The transcript has 6 exons. The record is from RefSeq and is a predicted model, not a curated record. Lineage: Eukaryota; Metazoa; Arthropoda; Insecta; Hymenoptera; Braconidae. Bases 273 to 713 code for a protein of 146 amino acids. Gene Ontology annotation, biological process: vesicle-mediated transport; Golgi ribbon formation. Gene Ontology annotation, cellular component: membrane.
CAGCUUUUACGGAGCACAAUCAGAUCAGUGUUGAUGUAAAAUUCAGCAGCGUGAAGAACAUGACACUUGUGGCUCCAAUCCGCUAUUUUUUAGGGGCAAGUACACAAAAUAAUUGUCGAUUCAGGGCCGAAAAAUCCCUGAGAUUGACCCAAAUCGUCGCUUCUCUCAUCUCAGUGUCGCGAUUAUUGGAGUAAUUUCUGACGCAUCCUGUGAAAGACUGGAAAGGAUCAAGUGCCAAUCGACCAAUCUGUUUAGCAUAAAUACAACAAAAAAUGAACUCCAAGAGCAGAACUAGUGUAACCGGUGAUGAUUUGAGACAUGCCAAUGCUGAUGAGAGGGAGACAUUGUUGGAACAUGAUAGUGAUCCAGAUGAGGAUAUGCUGUUCAGUCGUAGCAGUACAUCGUCUCAGGAUGACAUCAGAGUGCACAGAAAAAUAGACAGCGUAAAAAUUCAAAUUCGGGAUGUAACAGAUGUCAUGCGUGAUAACGUGCAAAAAGUAUUGGAGCGAGGAGAGAGAUUGGAAGAUUUGCAAAUCGCUAGUGAUAGAUUAAAUAUUGCUGGUAAUGAAUUUCGUGAGGCAGCACGAAAGGCACAACGUAGAGCUUGGAUGCAGAAUGUUCGAUCAAGAAUCAUAAUUAUUGCAGUUACAGUAACUGUUAUAUUGUGUAUUAUUGUUUUGGAUGUCGCGGUACUUUAUCUGGUUCUCAAAUAACUGUCAUCCCUCCAUGGCCUAAAGCCAUGAAGGAAAUUAAGUGCCUAUGAUCAUAAAAUAUUCCUGAUUGAUGGAUCUACAGGAGUUUUGACCGACUUUGUACUAGAUAUCCGGCCUUCAAUCCACCGGAGCACAACAGUUUUUAUAAAAAACCAUUUUCAAAGUAUUUAUAUUUACCUGUAUAUAUUUUACAUGAUUAAUUAAACAUUAAU